This is a messenger RNA of Alternaria novae-zelandiae, 1089 nucleotides long. RefSeq lists its product as uncharacterized. Bases 1 to 1089 code for a protein of 362 amino acids. The record is from RefSeq and is a predicted model, not a curated record. The transcript has a single exon. Lineage: Eukaryota; Fungi; Ascomycota; Dothideomycetes; Pleosporales; Pleosporaceae.
AUGGGGGCCAUACUAUCUCUUCCGUUCACGAUCCUGAAUCUUCUGCUGCCAUUUACGCGAUCUGGCACACCUCUGUCGCAAGAUCUUCUGCACACAGCUGUACUUUGCGGAACAUUAUAUUUCGCUCCACAAAUCGGCGAAUGGUAUAAUGCGCAACGGCAAGCAGCAGAGGCGGGCGAUGCUCAAAGAGAGAAUAACGAAGGCAUAAAUCGCCCGGUUGAACAAGGAAUCGGGAACCCAGCAGGCGGACAGAGAGAUGAGCGUGAACAAGCACCACUAGACGAGCGGUUGGUCCUCCAAGACGAUGGCGUAGAAGCCGCACGACCGCCACGGGCACCUACACCACCACAGCACCAAGACCAGCUCCAAGCCCUGUUCGGAGACGUCCCUCAGCCACAACAUCGCCAGCCAAAUACUCAAGCACAAGAAGCCCAGCUACCCGACGAUGCCUUCGCACCCGGCCCCGCAAACCCCCCACCACAAAACGCGAACCGUCCCCCACCAACCCAACGCGUCGUCGGCACCAAGAAAGCCAAAUCGCUCGCUCGAAAAGACCAACAACGCGCAUACAACGAAUGGCUACGCUCAGAAGCCGAGAUGCGGCGUCUUCAAGAAGCCGAGGGCCGUGAAGAGCGCGAGGCAACUGCGGCAGCGGAGAAAGCUCGGCGAGCGGCUGUCGAAGAGGAGAUUCGCGAGCGCGCAAGACAGGAGCGAGAGGAGAGGAAGGCAGAGGAGAAAAAGGAGGCCGAGAUGGAAGCCGCACGACGGGAGAGGUGUGUCGCCUUUGUAAGGAAUACAAUGAAGGAGAGGGGUGCCGUGGAUUUGGUCGACGCAGCGUACGCGGAGGGUAAAGAUAGGGUUUGGGUCGAGAGAUUGAUCCGCGCAAGUGGGCUUAUGCAGCAACUACAAAAUGAGGGGGGUCACAUCAUGAUCACAGGACACGACUGGCUUGUAAGGAUCGAUGAGGAGGUCAUGGCCAAAGCUUAUGCUGAAGCUGAGCAGCUGGGAGAGAAGAACAGUGGUAAAGUCGGCUUCGAAGAGUUUGGAGCCAUAUUAGAGAGGGCUGUGUUAGGGCGGGCGGCAGCAUAG